AUGUCUCGUGGUUGUGGUAGCAAAUGUGUAUGUAUAAAUUGCAACAAUACUGCACGCAAGAAUACCGAUUUAAAAUUCCGCAAGUUUCCAAAAAACGAAGAUUUUCGAAAAAAAUGGAUUUUAAACACAGGAAAUGUCAAUUUAGUUCACCUCACAUCUGAUGAACUAUCACGUCGAUAUAUCUGUGAUAAUCAUUUUCUUGAUGAAGAUUAUACAAACAAUGAAAAAUUAAGAUUGACUAGAAAUGCAGUUCCUAUAAAGUAUAAAGACUUUGAACAUUUACAUGUAUCUACAUCCUCUAAAGUUUACCAAAAAAUAGGUGUUCUAAGUCCAAUAGCAAUUGAAACUAUUUCAAAAAAUGGAUCUCCUAGUGUAUAUGUUCAAACACCAAAUAAAAGGUCAUCUGAUUCAGAUAAUAUUAGAUCAAUAUCUUCAACUCCAGUUUUGACUCCAAAAAUCAGACAAUUUAUUGAAGAAUCUCACGAACCAACUGGCCUAACACCUAAAAUAUUAUUCAAUAACAACAAUGAUAGUAAAAUAACAAAACUAAAGCUUGCUCUUCAACUUAAAAAAAAACAAAUCCGUAACAAAAAUGCCUCUUUAUUAAAGUUAAAAAAAAAUUUGAAAAUACUUAGAGAAAAUAAAAAAAAUAAAAGUACUUUAUUAGAUUCUUUAUACUAUCCAUCUUCAGAUUCUAAAACACUUGUAAAAAUGCAGGUAUUAAGACCUAAAUUUUCAAGGAAAAAAUUCACAAAAAAUGAACAAAAUUUUUCUUUAGGUCUAUUCUACAAAUCACCAUCUGCUUACAAAUUCUUAAAAAAUAACAAGCAAUUAACUCUACCUGGUUUAUCAACCAUCCGUCGCUGGAUUGGAAGUUCAAAAUUCAAACCAGGAUUUAAUGCAGGAAUAUUUAAACAGUUAAAAAAAAAGUGA
Molecule: messenger RNA, 933 nt
Organism: Macrosiphum euphorbiae (potato aphid)
Lineage: Eukaryota; Metazoa; Arthropoda; Insecta; Hemiptera; Aphididae
Source: the annotation of a GenBank genome assembly